GACUGACAUGUGACAGUUCCUUUUCAAUAAAUAAAGUUUCCGAUUAAUUACAAAAUUUAGAAUAAUGGAAACAGAAUCAAAUAUUACUGAAUUAGGCGAUAGAAAGUCCUACGCGGGCAUUCCAGAAGCCGAAUUUGUGGAAGAUGUAGAUGCUUACAUGCAACGAUCUGAAAAUAACAGUAACGUAGACGAAGUUUUAAAAAAAUUAGAUAGCCAGCACGCCAAAUAUAAAUUCAUGGAAUAUAAUUUAUUGUCAAAGAAGAAACGGCUACUAAAUCAAGUCCCAGAGUUGAAAAGAUCCCUUACUAUGAUAGAGAAACUUGAGGAGGAAAAGGAAGAGUUCGAAACGCAGUUCCUGCUUAGUGAACAAGUGUUUGCGAAAGCCAAAGUUCCUCCCACUGAGACUGUAUGUUUGUGGUUAGGUGCAAAUGUAAUGUUGGAGUACACUUUAGAAGAUGCGAAAAAACUGUUGACUCAAAACAUUACCGCAGCGACGCGGAACCUGAGCUAUGUUGAACACGAUUUGGACUUCUUAAGAGAUCAAUUCACAACCACUGAAGUUAACAUGGCAAGAGUAUAUAAUUGGGAUGUCAAAAGGCGUCAAGCAUUGAAAGCAACAGCAGCAAAAUAAUACAGAGAUGUUUUUGAUAGAGGCCAAUAUAUUAAUUGCAUUUUCAUCAAAUUAUUUUAUUUUUAUUAAUAAAUUAAUAUUUACAAUCAUUGUAAUCUACAUCCAAGCCUUUGAUUUGAAAUUGGCUGCCACAGAAGAAUGAUUUUGUUUCUUAAGUAUUAAAAAUCAAAUAUUUUUAAUGUGAUCUGUAUUUCUCAAGACAUGUGACAUCAAUUGCACUAUUUUUUAAUCAUUUUCUUUGCUUAUUUAUAGUUACUUUCAUUUUUAUUAUUAAAAAAUUUGAAAUCUA
This is a messenger RNA of Diabrotica balteata, 920 nucleotides long. Lineage: Eukaryota; Metazoa; Arthropoda; Insecta; Coleoptera; Chrysomelidae. The record is from the annotation of a GenBank genome assembly.